CUUAAACGGAAGUGACGUCUCAGCGCUUGUGCUGUACUCGGAAGUGAACAAGAAUGAAGAGAGAAGGACAGUGAAAGCAGCUAAAGAUAGGUGAGAAGACAGACUGAGCUGCUUCAAACUCAUCUUACACCCGAGAGAAACUGUCCUGUCUGGACUCUGUUCUUUCAGAGUAGUAAAGCAGCAACGCUCGCUGUGGGAGCUCUUCUGUUAGCAUGCCUGCUAAAGCAAAACAGCAUCGUAAAGCAAGAGAUUAAACAAAUAUAAAGAGUAUUAAACAGUAACAUUUACAGCAACGAGCGCCGUCUGUAAAACCUCAGUGAGCAGCAUUUGAAGAGUCGAUGCUCAUGCACUUUAUCAGGACUGAGUGUUCAGGGUUCAGAAUGCCGCCGUGAUUUGGAAAUAUCUCUUAUCGUCUGCCAUGCUGGACUCUCUGAAGACCCCAAAUUGUGUUUCUUUUGUAAAUAUGAGAUUUUUGUUAAAUACAGUGCAUGCAUGUCUAAGUUUGCUGCCACCCUGAAGCUCAAGAUGGAUCUCCUCAUGACUCUUUUAAGCAUGAGGGAGUGACCCUUUGGAUAUUUGAGCAAUAUGGAAGAAGACAUGGCUGUAGAAUGGGACACAGUGGAGCCGCCCAUUGUUUCUCUGACCGGUCCGUCUUAUGGAAACGACAGCCAUGUGUUAUCAACGCAAGCACCCGACUGUGAACAUGAGGCGCUUGAUGAUUUUGAUUGUGAAUUCCCUGAUGAAGACUUUGAUUUGGAAGUAGACGAGAAGGAAGAGCAGAAUGCCAAAACUGAAGAUCUGAAUGAUGAUCAGCUGCAAGAUGGGAUUUCAGAGAAGGACGAGGAGAAGCGUGAAAGAGGAGGAAAAAUGGAAUUGGACGGUGAGUUUAGAGGCAGUGGGGAGUCUAGAUCCCGCAAUGCUGGAACGGGAAGGAAAGGAAAGUCCAAAAAGAGUGGAUCAGGACAGGGGCCUUGCGAUCAAACACCAUCGUGGACGUCUCCAUCUUCCAUGUCUCAUAAAUCCUUCCUUGCGUCUUCUGGUCCCAGCAGACACAAGCAAGUGAAGCGACGAAACCACCAUCUGCACAAUCACAGUCGCGUACGAAGGAAAAUGGGGAUCCAGCUGUUAGUGUUGUGUCGGGAUUUCCUGGCAGAUGUGGUCAGCCCCUGGUGCAUGUCCUGCGUCCAUAUGUUGGUGGAGCUCAUCAUCUCUCUGACCCACCGCUGUGGGGUUGCUGUUGAAUCAUCUGCACUUGCACUAUACCACUUUGGAGCACACAUGCUUUCCAAAGUGACAGAUAUUCCAGGCAUGACGCAAGAUUUGAGGCGAAUCCUGGACUGGAGCAGGUGUUCAAGUGUAGCUGUAAUAGAAAGCAUCGGCAGGUCUGCUCGUUGGGCUCGACGUGCUCUACUCUCUUGUUGGAUAUUAGUUUGUGCUGCACUAAGCGCUGGCUCUCAGACGUUGAGGUGUAUUGUGGGAAGGCUGGCUGGAGAGAGAGGCAGGAAAUGGUGGCUUGCCCUUCAGAGCAGCAGGGUUUGGAGGAAAGUGUCAGACCUGACCACAAGGAUUCAUGAGCGUUUCUUUAAAAAAGGCGUCAUGAGUGAAAACUCGAAUCCAGAGUCUCCCAACAGAGGGACAGACAAGUGGCAACCAGGUGAAGAGCUGCAGAGACUGCUGGCUCUAGCAAAGAUCCCUGAAGAGGAGUUGGACCCAUUUAAUGUUCUUGGAGUGGAUAUUCAUGCCACUGAAUCGGAGCUCAAGAGAGCUUAUAGACAGCUGGCAGUGCAGGUCCAUCCAGACAAAAACAAGCACCCAGGUGCUGGCGAGGCCUUCAAGGUGUUAAGAGCAGCAUGGGACAUCGUCAGUAACCCAGAGACUCGGCGAGAGUAUGAAUUGAAGCGUAUGGCAGCUACAGAGCUUUCUAAGUCCAUGAAUGAGUUUCUGACCAAACUGCAGGAUGACCUGAAAGAAGCCAUGAACACAAUGAUGUGCACUAAAUGUGAGGGCAAGCACAAGCGCUUCGAGAUGGACCGCGAGCCCGGUGAGGCCCGAUUCUGUGCUGAAUGUAAUAAGUGGCACAGCGCCGAGGAGGGAGACCUGUGGGCUGAAUCCAGUAUGCUGGGACUGCGCAUCACAUACUUCGCCUUCAUGGAUGGCAAAGUCUUUGACAUCACUGAGUGGGCAGGCUGUCAGCGUAUAAGCAUCUCUCCAGACACACAUCGUGUGCCAUAUCACAUCUCUUUUGGCUCUAAAGGUAGCAGUGGAACCAGCCGCCACAGACCCCCCCCAGAUCACGCAGCAGGUGGAGGCUCACCUGCAGACCUGCAGGACUUCUUCAACCGCUUCUUCCAGGGUGGAGCUCCCAGUGACAUGUCUGCUAAUGGAGGAUUCUUCCCAACAGGAAACCCGCCGCCUCAUUCCUCCGGAGCAGCUGCAGGGACUUCAACAACGUUUUCGGGAUCUUCUCCACACACAGGGUUCUUCAGCCCAGGGGCCCAACGGGGUGAACCCAGCGAACAAUGGACUGACGGAGGAAAGCCCCCACGCCGGCGCAAGAAAGUUCGCAAGCCAUUCCAGCGCUGAGGAAUGCAAUGUUGUGUAGAGAUGGAUUGUUGUCUGUUGCCGUGUUUUGACCUGAUACUUGGCCAUCUAAACCAGGACAAAGUCUGUUGACCUCUGUUGAGCAUUGUGUUCAACAUCAGUGUUGGUGCUUUGAAGCUUCCUGAUACAGAAUGACAAGGCAACAUUACAUUUCAUAGAGGGGCAAGCAAAGAUGGAUGCAGGAAGAUCAAGUUUGAAGUCCUUUUUUGUUUUUAUCUCUUUUAUUUUAUUUUUUUUACACAAAUUAACCUACAUUCAAGCAUUUGAAAUCCCGUUCUUUCCAGAAACAGAAGGACUCAUGAAUCAUGAGUAGAUUUUCUGGUGUAUCUGAAGAACAGUUGACCCAACUUUAAAAAUUGUCACUAUUUACUCACCCACAGGUUGUUCCAAAUUUAUGCCUUUUAUAUUUGCUUAUUGCAGCUUUUUUUUUUUUUUUUUUUUUUUAUUACAACAGACCCAGAUUUAGCAAUUCACUGAUUAUGUUCUUCUCCAGCUUGGCUGUUAAAUUUGGCUGAGGUUUCAGUGGAGAUAGCAUGAGCAGUGGAUAAAACUUUUUUUUUUGAUUGACAGAUGUGGUAAUUAUGAACCGCAUGAGCUUCUUAAAUUUCACCACAAGAGAAAAUGGGCAGGGUUUGAGACUACAUGAGGGUAAUAAUGGCAUUUUUAUUUUUGGGUGAUGUUUCUGGUUUUAUCAGGCUUGAAAAGGUGAAUCUGAUGGAAAAUCUUCACAAUGUGGCUGAAUGUUUUGUAACACAUAAUGAUUAAUGUAUAAGGCCACACAGACCUCAGGGAUGACUCUUUCUUCAUCUGCUAAUAGUAAGAGAACCGGUAAAGGACAUAGCUGAAAUUUCCCAAUGUUGCUGGGACUAUCGUAGAGCUCAUGCAAUCCAGAGAAAGCAUUUUACCAGUUACUCAAGCAGUUCAUUAUUUCUUUUGUUGUUAAAAUCACUUUUUUUUAGGAGAGAAUUACUUCAGAUAUGUACAAACAUUUAAUUGUACAAAAAAUACUCAAAAUGGCUUAAUAUUCCCCAAACUGAUCUGAAUGGAGCUUCAGAAGAUUUUCACAUCUAAUGCUCUACCUGCUCACUGGAGCUCGAUUGAUUUGGUUUACGUCUUUAUUCAUGUAGUGCAUCUCUAGAGCUCGAAGAGGCUUCAGUGUGCAUUGUAUUUUAGAGUGAGGGAAAGAAAUUAAAAAAAAUAAUUUUGAGUUAAAGCACAAAUGUAAUUGUUUAUUAGAUGCAGAGAUUUGCAUAGAAGUCUAUAAAUGGGGUUUGAUGUGAAAAUCAAAAGGAAGUCCUCUUGUCACUUCUGACAACUUUUUUUUAACACUCAGGAAUCAUUUUAAAAGACCGUUGCUUCAUUCAUCCACUGGAGCCAUUAUUCCAGGCCAACAGAUUCAUUAGUGUCCAAAAACUGAUGUUUUUGGCUCAUGACAUCAUUGUAGACACAGUAUACUCGAAGACACGAGACUGUUUUCCCUCUGUACAGCCAGACAUCAUAAAACCGUGCUAAUACAUGCGUGUUCAGACUCAUGUGUUGUCAAGUUCUCAGAGAUGCUUUCCGGAACUUUCUGUUCAGUUUGACUUAAAUCUCCUGAUAAAUAAAAAAAACGCUUGAUUCACAACAGAAAUUCAAGAACGAAAACAUUUAAAGAGACUCCAGAAAUAAAAUCCAAUUGUUGUUUUGCUGUUUGUCAGUGAUCUUUCAGCCUGUGACUCUAAAUUUAGUGGUUUCAGAUGGAAGAAGCAUAAAUAUAAAGGGUUUAACGGUUUAAAACUGUGCAUGAUAAAAUAGCAGCACGUUUAACUCUGAAAAUGUUAUCAAAGGCUAAAAAUGACUGGCCAUGCUGUAUCUAUAGUUGACCCCAGCUGGUUCUUUCCAUUACUUCACUGUAACUGAAUCUUUAGGAUAAACUCAAGUUUUGUAAAUGUUUAACUUCAGUCCCAUUGUCAGACUAUUCUAAAGUUGUUUUUCUUUACAGCAGAAGCAGUCUGUUGUCAAUGGCAAGUGUUAUUUAAUUGCUGUUCACAGCUGAUAAUUGAAGUGGUAUAAUAGAAAUAAAGCAGACAGUUUAUUAUUGCACUAAACUUCCUCCUGUUGUUAAGGUGUUACUGACCUUUUGAACAAAAUAAUGCAUCACUUUAAAUCAACUGGCGUCAAAGCAUCAACAAAAAUGAGUAGCUCAUGAGUUGCUUUUAUUGUUUAACGAAUGCAUUUGUAAAUUUCAUUAUAUAUGUGACAAUAUUCCACUCGCUAUUUCAAGAAAACGUGAUGGGUCUUGUGUUCAUUAAAUUCACUGUACUUGAGAGUUUUACCAGUCUGGUCGAGGUGCUGCAUCGACACAAAUGUAUUCGGGGUUACAUGAAGGUUUAUUUCAGACAGAUGUGUUGUAGAGAGUGAUCUAAAAGUGUUCUAGAUCACUCUAGAUUCAGACAAUCAUUAUAAUGGUGAUAAUGUGCAGGACACUUUUUCCAUGAUUUAUGUUGUUGCCUCUCACCCCAACACUCCUAUAUUAAAGCUGAUUUCUUCAAA
Messenger RNA from Carassius auratus (goldfish), 5133 nucleotides. RefSeq names its product DnaJ (Hsp40) homolog, subfamily C, member 14 (gene dnajc14). The record is from RefSeq and is a predicted model, not a curated record. Gene Ontology annotation, molecular function: dopamine receptor binding. The coding region runs from base 586 to 2583 and encodes 665 amino acids. Lineage: Eukaryota; Metazoa; Chordata; Actinopteri; Cypriniformes; Cyprinidae. The transcript is spliced from 8 exons.